UUUGUAACAGAUGUGAUGGAGAUUACUCCACAUCUUCUCGAGUUUGAAAAGGCAGUUGAGAUUUUGAUGCGUCAUCAUCUCUUUGUGCAAGAUUGCAGCAGUAAAGUCACAGUGUUGUACAACACUGGCAAACCAGGAGACAAUACCUUUACAUCUCUGUGUCAGUUGUCAUCAUCUAACAAAACUUGUUUGGCUAACUCUAUGACAAUGACUCUUUUGGACGACUUUGUUUGCAUCCAAACUUCUCAUAUCUGUCGAUUUGGCCUGCUGUGUGAAGGUGCAAAGUAUAUUGAAAUCUGGGCAUCAUUACAUACCUUCAAGAUUCCACACCCUAAACAGUUUAUUAUUACGAUGUACCUUACACCUGAUCUGCCUGACCCUAAUAAUAAAUUUAUUUACUCUGCGUGUGGCGAAUUAGAAUGCAGAUAUUCUAAACUGCUGACAUUGACUUGUAAGGAUGAAGAAGACUUAAAGGUGGAGGUUCGGAUUCCCCAAGACACAAAAGGUUGGAGACCUAGGGAAGAUUCAGAUCGGAUGCAGACAAUUUCUUACAGAAACAUUCAAAACUUGGUUGUUCAGGCUAGGCCAUAUAUGAGCAGAGAAUUUUGUUUUCUAAAAGACAAAACAUCAAAUGUUGAUGUAAAAGAUCUCGCUCCUGUAUUUGUGUUUAAUAAUGAUGAUCGAUGCACGCUACCUUCAUCAAUCUAUUGCUCAGAGUCUGACUGGGGUUCAGUUUUAAGUACCAGUUUGAAGGCAAAUGUUUCAGACACAUCCGGAAUCAAAACAACUGAUAUGAAUGGUCUUAACUUGAAGGAUGCUAGCAGUUUGCAAUCAUCUGAAGAAACGACUUUUGAGAACAUCUGUUAUGAUGAAUCAAGCUCUCUUAACUAUCAGAAGCCAGAUGGCGGAGCUUCUAUAGGGCCAACUGUUUCACCCGUCGGCGGUGAUAGUCGUAUCUUUGGCAUGCCACACGGCCGACAUGCUAACAGCCCGCAAAGACCUGUUACUGACUUUAGGUCUGUUCCUGCAAGCCUUACAGCGCUCAGACAAGAUGUUCCCCUAUCUUCAUCGGUUUUAUCCGACUCUAGACGGACUCGUCAACGCGAUGGCUUAGAUCGUCCUGUUACGAACAGGGACAUUGCCUUUCUGUCGGGAUGUUAUCAGGUUGCUGAGAAGCCACGGCAAGUCGGAUGGCUAAUGUUACAAGAAUUUGGAUACUCUGCAAAGGACAUCGACUCAUUUUUGAAAGAUAUGCCACAUUACGAAAAUUCUGUAAAAAUUAUUCAUGUUAUUGGAAAAUGGAUUGAAUUGAAGGACAAUAGAGCUACUGCAAGAGAAUUGGUUAAUAUCUGCUGUCAUAACUCAGUCUGCGUUGACAGGUGGUAUAUCGAAAAUUCUCUUACGUCUACUUUUUUCUUCGACGGCUUUGUCCAUGGUGGGAUUGAUGGCGACUCUGCAGAUGAAGCGACUGCGUCGGCAACAUUGAAUUCAGAGUUUAAUGGUGUCGGUGCUGAUCAAGUCGAAACCGGACAAUCGUCAGGGUCAUCCAAAGUCAAUUCGACUGUACAAGUGGCAGAUAUCAGUGGCGGUAAUAGUGAAUUAGAGCCCAUUCUAGGUACUCAAGGCUGGAAGUACGACGUAUUUUUGUGUCAUGCCGGUGAAGACAAAAUAGAAUUCGUCAAUCCUCUAAACGAGGAGAUGAGAAAGAAUCAUAAGAUUGUUUCAUUUUUCGAUGCUGCUUCAUUGUCAGCGGGACGCAUGGCACAGACAGACAUUGCCGAAGCCAUCAUACGGUCUCCUCUAUUUGUCGUUAUACUCAGCCAUAAAUUUAAAGGAAAACGUUACCCUACAGCAGAAGUAAAAGCAGCACUUGAAUUCAACGAUCAUGGACCUGAAUCCUUUGAAUUUAAUUCACCUUACAAGAAGGUCAUACCAGUCUUUUACAAGCUUACACCCGGUGAAUGCAGCGAAAGUGAUAUCAAAAUUUUAAACAUAUUAGCUGGAAUUACUGGCUAUGAGAAGAAACAGAAUGAAGACAUUGAAACAUUUGUGACUUAUGUUGCCCAGAAAAUUGGAAAACAUGUUAAAGACGAAAAAGAAAGACCUGCGGUGAAGCCCCUUCCGGAAAUGUCACUUGUUCGUACUCGGAUAAAAGAGAUCUUCGACGAAUUUAAGAAAAGGACCUAGUAGGAGAUUGCAAUUUGCUGAGGCAAUAGCUGGUCGAUACAGUAGUUUGAUAUAUAUUCAAAUUUUUUACAUGUACAGUAACAACUACUAUUUUCCGAGAUUACUUGCAUAGAGCAAUUUGAUGUGCUGUUUGUUGAACGC
Corticium candelabrum is the source of this 2328-nucleotide messenger RNA. RefSeq lists its product as uncharacterized. The record is from RefSeq and is a predicted model, not a curated record. The coding region runs from base 16 to 2187 and encodes 723 amino acids. NCBI's taxonomy places the organism in Eukaryota, Metazoa, Porifera, Homoscleromorpha, Homosclerophorida, Plakinidae. Gene Ontology annotation, biological process: signal transduction. The transcript is spliced from 7 exons.